Messenger RNA from Drosophila nasuta, 1725 nucleotides. Its product is annotated as acyl-CoA Delta-9 desaturase. The record is from RefSeq and is a predicted model, not a curated record. The transcript is spliced from 6 exons. Gene Ontology annotation, molecular function: stearoyl-CoA 9-desaturase activity; iron ion binding. Gene Ontology annotation, cellular component: endoplasmic reticulum membrane. NCBI's taxonomy places the organism in Eukaryota, Metazoa, Arthropoda, Insecta, Diptera, Drosophilidae. Gene Ontology annotation, biological process: unsaturated fatty acid biosynthetic process. Bases 249 to 1559 code for a protein of 436 amino acids.
GGCUGUUAGUCAUUUGAGUUCGUUCGGUUGGUGAACAGCAAUACAGAACACAGCAAAACAGUACAGAGAACGCGAUAGGCGACGUCGCGAGAACGCAACUGCACCGCACCGCACCGCACCAAACAAGAAAAAAAACCAAAACUAAUAAUUUAGAUUAUUUUUUGCGGUAGUUCCGAAGUACGCCAACAACCACGAAAGGAACCUCAAACCGCCAACAACAACAACAAUUAAAUCAGAUCACGAUCACGAUGUGCCUUUCAACGCCCACGCCCCCAAAGAGUGGACAGAGCAACGGCACUUGUUGCCUCACUCCCGAAGCCAUGUGCAGCAAUGCAACCAACAACAACAACAAUAAUGACAACAGCAACAACAACAAUAAUAAUAACAAUACGGAUCAAACUGAUACUCAGCUGAAACACAGAAGCCAUGCCACAGAUGCUAAACAAAACAAAACCAAAGAACAAGCCGAUACAGAUGAUAAUUUGGGCUACAAAGAGGAGAACGCAGUGUACAAAGAGUACGCCGACAAGGCUCAGCAAAUCGCCAAGGAGGCUGAACAGAAGAAAGAAGAGGUGGAAGAGGAAUACCAUCCGCAGAUCAGAUGGCCCGAUCUUGGGGCACAAACCUUUUUGCACGUUGGCGCCCUCUAUGGUGCUUAUCUGCUAUUCUACGCCAAGUUCUACACAUUCCUUUGGGCUGCCGUCUUAAUUUUUGUCUCGGGAAUUGGCAUUACGGCUGGAGCACAUCGUCUGUGGUCGCACAAGUCUUACAAUGCAUCGCUGCCACUGCGCAUUGUCUUGGCCUUCAUGUUCUCCAUUGCGGGACAGCGCGAUGCUUAUACCUGGGCCCUGGAUCAUAGAAUACAUCACAAAUUCUCCGAGACGGAUGCCGAUCCGCACAACGUGAAUCGCGGCUUCUUCUUUGCCCACGUUGGCUGGCUGUUUCUCACGCCGCAUCCCAAGGUGAUUGCCAAGCGCAAGGUGAUCGAUAUGUCCGAUCUGGAAGCCGAUGCGGUUGUCAUGUUCCAACGCAAAUAUUAUAUACCGCUCUUUGCGCUCUGCUCGAUCAUCUUGCCCGUGGUAGUGCCCUGGUAUUUCUGGCAGGAGGAUCUCUGGAUGUCUUUCUGGAUCAACUUCACUAUGCGUUUUACCUGGACUCUGAAUGUGGCUUUCUUUGUGAACAGCGUGGCGCAUAUGUACGGCAACAAACCAUACGACAAAAACAUCUCAUCCGUCGAAGUGCCAGUUGUUUCGUUCCUCGCCAUGGGCGAGGGCUGGCACAACUAUCAUCAUGUGUUCCCCUGGGACUACAAGACCGGCGAGUUCGGCAACUACACGCUGAACAUCACCACCGGCUUCAUUGACUUGUGUGCACGCCUCGGCUUGGCCAGCGGACGCAAAUCGGUGUCUCCUGACAUGGUGAAGCGUCGUGCCGCCAAGUGUGGAGAUGGCUCGCGUUUCCUCAGCGAUGAGUACGCCCACAAGAAUCAGGUCUGGGGCUUUGGGGAUCGCGAUCUGCCAUGCGAGGAUAUUGUGGAACUGGCCAAGAUGCAGAAUUAGUAUUAAUCGUUGUAUUAAACAAAAGCCUGUGUUUUACGUAGACUCAUAAGUUAUAGUAUACUAUAUUUAAUCGCACGUACCAAGCAACUCUGCACCACUGUUCGCCUUAUGUCGUUGCUACAUUGUUACUUACCCCAGGGCAUUAAACUAUUCUAUUUAACAAACA